This is a messenger RNA of Rhineura floridana, 4175 nucleotides long. RefSeq names its product zinc finger protein 883-like. The coding region runs from base 1516 to 3261 and encodes 581 amino acids. The transcript is spliced from 5 exons. Gene Ontology annotation, biological process: regulation of DNA-templated transcription. Lineage: Eukaryota; Metazoa; Chordata; Lepidosauria; Squamata; Rhineuridae. The record is from RefSeq and is a predicted model, not a curated record.
CCCAGGAUUCUUUGGGGGAAGCCAUCGCUGUUUAAAGAGGAAUAAUGUCUGGUGUGAAUGUGGCCGCGAUAACUAAGAAAAUGAAAUCCCUUUCGCUUAAAUAAACUUUUGUGUAAAACCCACCACCAAAAUUCCGAACUCUGACCUCUCCAUCCCAAUCCCAUCAACUCCCUUUUCAGGGCUGCUGGAUUCCUCGCAGCAUCCACAGGUUGCCCAACCUCACCUCAGACCUCAAGGAGGAGACAAUGGGAGCCAACCUACCAAUGCAUUUUAAGGUCCCUGUUCCAUACCAGGCAUCAUCUCUGCUAAUCCUCUCCUUGCCACUUGCCGCUUGCCCACCCCAACUCCUCCAUAUACCACUACACAGGUCUGUUCACUCUCAAUGUUCAACCCCCCCCCCCAAAUAUAUAUAUAUUUACAUAGGAGGAUGUUGUGUUGAAGAAAUUACAAACUCCCAGAGAUCAGGGCUUGAAGCUUCUUUACUGAUCUGGAGACAUUCAAGAGGCAGCUGGACAGACACCUGUCAGAUAUGCUUUAAGUUGGAUUCCUGCAUUGAGCAGGGGGUUGAACUUGAUGGCCUUAUAGACCCCACCCAACUCUACUAUGCUGGGAAAAACAAGGGUGUAGAAAAAGAGGAUGGCCAAACAAGAGAUGGAUUGAUUCCAUAAAGGAAGCCACAGACCUGAACUUACAAGAUCUGAACAGAGUGGUUCAUGACAGAUGCUCUUGGAGGUCGCUGAUUCAUAGGGUCACCAUAAGUCGUAGUCGACUUGAAGGCACAUAACAACUCUACUAUUCUAUCAUUCUAGGAGCUUAGCAAAACUGAAACCGAAUUGACCAGGCCAUGCUCUGACAACUCUAGCUCUGCCCAAUCUUCCAUGCCUCUUAACUAUAACUCUCAGCAUGCAACUCACCCACUACAACACCGCAGGUGGGCAGAGGCGUAUUUUUCUAUUCUGGAGACCAUUUUAAAGACUACUUUUAUGAUACCACUGGUUAAGCAAAAAAAUUAACAACAAAGAGAACUAUUGAAAGUGGAUGUUAGAAGAGAAAAAAGCAGCAGGUCUAAGGGCAGUUAAGGAAAGGAUCAAAGUUGACAUUUUCGUCAUUGCAGCUACAGAGAAGGGACCUAAGGGAAGUUCUUUUGCUGCUUCUGUUUACUAACUGCUCAUCGGUGUAAUGUUCUUCUGUUCCUUUACAUGAGAAGUCUUCAUAUAUUCUAAGGAAGGAAUCAUAAGGUGUCUUGAUUUAAAAGUAUGGGGCCUCUGAGAAUUGACAUGGCCUCAGGAUGUCUUCAUCUGGCCCUGUGGAGGAGGGACACAGUCCAGAAAGUUGCUGACCCCCUUAUAAUGUGAGAAACAGCCAAGGGGGCUUCCGCCAGUGUGCUCUUUAAUGGUUAACAACAACUACGGAAGAGCAGCAAUUCCUAGAGCAGACAGGAAGGUUGCCAUAGAGGGACUUCCCUUUCCUGUCCCGCCUACCCGAAAGGAAUGCUGGAAGUGAGCACGCUGUGAAAUGGCAUCAGAGCGGCAUUCUGGAUCCUCCCCCCUUUACCCUGGAAAGGAAACAGCCACUAUACAGUCAGCUCAGGGUCUGGUAACCUUUGAGGAGGUGGCCUUGCAUUUCACCGAGGAGGAAUGGGUCCUGCUGGAACCAGGCCAGAGAGCCCUUUACAAGGCAGUCAUGGUGGAGAUUCAAGAAAUGAUAACCUCUCUGGGAGAUGUCUGGGGGAUCACGGCUGAGCGGGAACCAUCAGAAAUAUCACCAGAAAGACCUGAGGAGCAGAAAUUUGGAAGUCAAGAUGGAGCAAAGAGAGAAGAGGGGAGACAAACACAGAAACCAGGGGAUGAAUCCAGAUCUUCUCAGGGUGCUGAAUAUAAAAUUCAACAGGAAACUCGUCACCUAAAGGAAAUUAGAAUGCUUCCUGAAUGCAGUAAAAUCUUAACUUGCCAACCAGCUCUAAAUCAGGGAAGGCGUAUCAGAGAGAAACAACACAAAUGCUUGAAAACUGGGGAGCGAUUUUUUGAUAAAUCGAGCCUUGUUAGACAUCAGACACUUUACACUAGAGAGAAACCAAAUACAUCCUUAGGCUGCGGGGAAGGUAUCAGUCAGAGUGGAAGUCUUGCUUCCCUUCGAAAAAAGCAUAUAGAGGAGAAAUCAUAUGAAUUCUCCUUGGAGUGUGGUGAGUGCUUUAAGCAGGAUGAUCAACUGGCUAUACAUCAGAGAAGUCGAACAGAGGAAAAACCAUAUACAUGGCCUGACUAUGGGAAAAGUUUUAUUCAGAGAUAUAAUCUGACAGAACAUCAGAAGAGUCACACAGGAGAGAAACCAUAUACCUGGUCUGACACUGGGGAACAUUUCAGCAACAGGUCAAAUCUUACUGUACAUAAGAGAGUGUACACAGGAGAGAAACCAUAUAAGUGCUUGGAGUCUGAAAAGGCCUUCCAAGUGAGCACAAAUCUCAACUCACAUCUAAGAAUUCACAGAGAGGAGAAAGUGUAUGAAUGCUUGGAAUGUGGAAAGAGAUUUCAUCAUAGGUCAAAUCUUUGUGUACAUAAGAGAGUGCACACAGGAGACAAACCAUAUAAAUGCCUGCAGUGUGGAAAGAGCUUCCGUCAGCAUUCUUGCCUUACGGUGCAUCAAAGAACUCAUACAGGGGAAAAACCUUACACUUGUUUGGAGUGUGGAAAGAACUUCAGUGAGCGUGGUACCCUUACUAGACAUCAAAGAACCCAUACAGGGGACAAACCUUAUAAGUGCUUAGAGUGUGGAAAGCACUUCAGUCGGAAUAGCUUCCUUACUGUGCAUCAAAGAACUCAUACAGGGGAGAAACCUUAUAAAUGCUUAGAGUGUGGAAAAAGCUUCAGUGAGCGUGGCACCCUUACUCAACAUCAAAGAACUCAUACAGGUGACAAACCUUAUAAAUGCUUGGAGUGUGGAAAGGGCUUCAGUCAGAGAAGGUCUGUUAUUUCACAUCAAAGAACCCAUACAGGAGACACACCUUAUAAAUGUUUGGAGUGUGGAAAGAGCUUUAGUCGAAGUUACAACCUUACUUCGCAUCAAAUAAUUCAUACAGGGGACAAACCUUAUAAUUGCUUGGAGUGUGGCAAAAGCUUCAAUAACAGUAGCAACCUUACUUCACAUCAAAGAACUCACACAGGUGACAAACCUUAUAAAUGUUUGGAGUGUGGAAAGAGCUUCAGUGAGAGUGGCAUGCUUACUAAACAUCAAAGAACUCAUACAGGGGACAAACCUUAUUAAUGUUUGCAGUGUGGAAAGAGCUUUAGUUAGAAUGGCAAACUUAAGACACAUCAAUGGAUCCAUACAGAGGAAAAGCCAUGUAAAUGCUUUUAACAUGGAAAAAACUUUAAGCAGAAUUCCAGUCUAAAUGUAAAACAAAGAAUCCAAACAGUGGAGAAGCUUGAUAAAUAUCUGGAAUGUAGAAUGAAUUUCAGUCAGGAUCACACCCUUGCUACACAUUAAGUGGAAGUUCUGGCUUACGACUGAGGAAGGCCUGAAUGUCUGGCUUGAUGACAAGGCUUAGGAUCCUGCGAGCCCUAAAAUGAUGGAAAACUGUUCCUUCGGGUGUUUGUCCUGUGACCCUUCAUUUCCCAAAAGAGGAAUGUUUAAUAAGAAAAGUAGGCCGAGAGAAAAGGACAAAUCAGAAUACAGAAAAGUUGGGGUGUUUAUGGUGAUCAAGAAAAGGCUACGCUCAGUCCUAGAACUCAGUACUAUAUUUAUUUAUUUAGAACAUUUGCACCCUGCUCUACAGUCAAAAAGGCUCAAUCCCUGCCCACAGCUUUACAAUGUUAAAAAACAUGACGCAUGAGGAAAAGGGGCAAAGCAAACUUGGGCACCAGUUCUUAAAUAAUAGUUCUCAUGAUGUUCUCUCUUCUCACAAAAAGGUCUUACUCCUUCUUUGCUUAAUUUUAUCUUUGCUUUACUCCAAUUGUUUUCUACUAGACUUUUUGCGCCUUUUUAACCCAGCUUGCCUUCUUGCCUUCUCUUUCAGAGAACCUGCCCCUUCUUCCGUUUGGAGGCUGUUUGUGGCCAUUUUCCUCUAAGUCAGUCCUUUGGGGCUGGAGUUUUGGCUCAUCAUCAACUUUGAACAGAUCUUGCUAUUCUAGUGCUUAUAUACAUAAGUUUUGUAUUUUAAGGUUUUGGUUAUUUCCAGG